AUGGUGAAGGGUGAAUCGGCACCACCCGAACCCGUCGCGACGUCCCCGACGCUCUUGCAGGCACUAAUCCAUGUAUCCACUGCCUAUUGCAAUUGCGAUAGAACCGAUGUGUCUGAGGUUAUCUAUGCACCGCCCUAUAAUCCCGACGAUAUCAUUUCACUAAUCAACUGGCUUCCGGAGGAUAUACUUGAUCAGCUGACACCGCGCCUGAUCGGCAAGCGCCCCAAUACGUACACAUUUACAAAAGCCUUAGCGGAGCAUAUGUUACUUAAGGAGGCUGGUAAUCUGCCCGUUGCCAUUGUGAGGCCAUCGAUUGUGACUGCCAGUCUGAAUGAGCCGUUCGCCGGAUGGGUGGACAACUUCAAUGGGCCAACGGGCCUGGUUUCGGCGCUGGCCAAGGGCAUGUUCCGCACGAUGAUGUGCGAGAAGAACUAUGUGGCCGAUAUGGUACCUGUCGAUAUUGUGAUUAACCUGAUGAUUGCCGCCGCCUGGCGCACAGCGACCCGCAAGUCCAACAACCUACUCAUCUACAAUUGUUGCACCGGCCAGCGCAAUCCCAUCAUCUGGUCGGAGUUUGUCAAACACGCCAUGACGAGUGUGCGCAAGCAUCCCCUGGAGGGCUGCCUGUGGUAUCCGACUGGCGACCUGCGCAUGAACCGCCCCAUGAACACGCUGAACUGUAUAGCCAAACACUUUUUGCCGGCCUACAUCCUGGACGGAGUGGCUAGAAUCAUGGGCAAGAAGCCAUUCGUUGUCAACGUACAAAACAAAAUUGCCAAAGCUGUGGAAUGCCUCGAGUACUUCGCCACACGCCAAUGGCGCUUCAAGGACGACAACGUCCACGCCCUGCUGCACACGCUGAGUCCCAAGGAUCGCGAGAUCUUCGUCUUCGACGUGCGCCACAUCAACUGGGACAAGUACGUGGAGCGCUACGUCCUGGGCUUCAGGGAGUUCCUGUUCAAGCAGCGACCCGAAUCGCUGCCGGCCAGCAGAAAGCGCAUGCUCAGGCUCUACUAUCUGCACCAGCUGACCAAACUGGUGGCGGUGCUGCUCACCUGGCGCUUCCUGAUGUCGCGCUCGAAGCGCCUGAACGACUUGUGGAGCUCCUUCCUGGAGAACGCGCUCAAGAUGGCGCGCUUGAUACCCUUUUUGUAA
Drosophila takahashii is the source of this 1155-nucleotide messenger RNA. Its product is annotated as putative fatty acyl-CoA reductase CG5065. The record is from RefSeq and is a predicted model, not a curated record. Lineage: Eukaryota; Metazoa; Arthropoda; Insecta; Diptera; Drosophilidae. Gene Ontology annotation, biological process: long-chain fatty-acyl-CoA metabolic process. Gene Ontology annotation, cellular component: peroxisome. Gene Ontology annotation, molecular function: alcohol-forming very long-chain fatty acyl-CoA reductase (NADP+) activity.